Acanthosepion pharaonis is the source of this 1251-nucleotide messenger RNA. Lineage: Eukaryota; Metazoa; Mollusca; Cephalopoda; Sepiida; Sepiidae. The record is from the annotation of a GenBank genome assembly.
AUGGCGGAGAAGAGGAAGUCUCGGCGUAAGCAGGAUGAGGAGAAAGAAACUCCCACGAAAGAAGAAUAUGCCGUGGCCAGGCAUCUCCGUUUUAACAGUCCAGUGAAAGAGGGACGACUAGCAGGCAUCACAGUAACAUGUUUCAUUGGGUGCAAAGCUGUUGAUGUUUUGAUGCAUUCCAAAUGGUCAUCAACUGAAAAUAAAACUAAUCCAUUAUUCACCAAUCGACAGUCAUGUGUCAAUUACUUGGACAGAUUACUAGUGAAGGGUCUGUUCCAUCGAGCUAUUCGAAUAGAAAAAAAGAAAUCGGAAAAGACAAAGCCAAAAAAGAAAAUCAAAGCGGGUAGUGAAGAAGAAACCAACUUGGAAGAAGAGAAGAAAUCUAAAAAAGACAAGAAAAGCAAGAAAGAAAAAGAAAGUGACAGAGAAGGAGAAAAAACAGAUGACACAGAAAAAAAGAAAGAUGAAAAAGAAGAAAAGAAGGAAGAAGAUAAAAAGAAGAAAGAGAAAAAACUCAAACUUGGUAUGCCUGAUGAUCAGCGGUUUAUAGAUGGUGUAUGUUUGGUUUUUGAUCCUGUCCCAUUGAAAACAUUUAUUAUUGGUCUAUUGAUGGUACUUGGUGCCAUUGCUUUGUGCCUGUUCCCAUUGUGGCCAGAGGAAGUCAGAUUAGGAGUUUAUUAUUUGAGUCUCAGUGGUGCUGUCUUCUUAGCGUUCAUUCUUGUCCUUUUUGUAGUUCGUUUGGUUCUGUUUUGUUUAAUCUGGAUGUGUACUCUGGGCAAACACCACUUCUGGUUUCUGCCCAACCUUAACGAGGAUGUUGGCUUCAUAGAUUCAUUCCUGCCACUCUACAAACAUGAAACGUACUCCCCCAAACCAAAAGACAGUGACAGAAAAGGAAAGGGAAGUGACAAAGAUGACAUAGAGGCUACCAAGUCCUCUGGGGCCAACAAUAGCAAUGGUGAGAACCUUUGCUCCAGUGAUUCAAAGGCAAUAACAGAGGUAACAACAGCUGAAGAAAUGGCAAGAACAGGGAUAAAUAUGGAUGAAGAGAAGGCCCAGGGUGAACAGAGUGGUGGGGGUGGCGGCACGGAAAGUGAACCAAGUGAUGACCAAGAAGGAUUUGAACUCGUUGACAAAGAGGACCUUACUGAAGAUGACGACGACGACGAUGAUGAUGAUGAUGAAGAUGAAGAUGAGGCAGAUGAUGAUGAUGGUGAUCGGGGGCAGAGCGAAACGAAGAAGGACAAGUAG